CCAAGCAGCACGGAGCGAGCAGCCCAGCCCAGCCCCUGCUCGGCGGCUGGCGGGAAGAAGAGGAACAACGUAGAAAACCACCCCGGCCGCCGGAGGAGACGCCCUCCGCUCGGGCUCGUCCACGCCCGGGGUGUCAGCCGGCGCCGCCCGCCCCGAGCCCAGCGCGCCCGGGGGCGGCCCGGUUCCCGCCGCAGGAGGAGGGCCAGGGCCAGGGCGAUGCUGGCGGGGCUGGGGCGGGCGGUGCGGAGCGGCUGGCCGCCGGGCAAGCGGCAGCCCCCGGUGCUGCCGGGCGGGUGGGACGGCUGCCCGCCACCCUCAGCGCCUCGGGUGCUGCGGAGCGGCCCGGCCGGGGCGCGGCGGGGCCCGGGGGGAGCAGCGCCUCACAGCACGCUGCGGCCAUCUGACGAAGUAACUAUUAAUUACAGACAUGGUCUUCCUGUGAUAACUCUCACGCUGCCCUCAAGAAGCGAACGCUGUCGGUUCACUGUUAAGCCAAUGGUGACCACCGUAGGGGCAUUCCUGCAGGACCUGCAGAGAGAAGACAAAGGAAUUCACAGAGCGCAAGUCUUUGCAACAGAUGGUAGCAAGGUCUCUGAUGCAACCUUGAUGGAAGUCUUACUGAUGAAUGACUUUAAACUUGCUAUCAACAACACAGCAUACAGUGUGUCACCUCCUGUAAAAGAUAACCUGAGUAGUGAGCAUGCUACUGAAAUGGAAGAUAUUAAAUCCUUGGUUCACAGACUGUUUGUGGCUCUACAUUUAGAAGAUCACCAGAUCAGGAAAGAGAGAGAAUUGCUACAGAAACUAGACCAUCUGAAAGGAGAGCUGCUGCCUCUUGAACAGAUGAAAGCCAGAAUUGCAGACAAUGCAGGUGCAAAGACCUCCAGGCUUCUAUGGGUUGGCUUAGCUCUGAUGUCAACACAAGGGGGAGCGUUGGCAUGGCUCACGUGGUGGGUCUACUCAUGGGACAUCAUGGAGCCAGUCACAUACUUCAUCACUUACGGGAGUGCCAUGGCUUUCUACGCCUACUUUGUUCUCACUAAACAGGACUACAUUUACACUGAUGCUCAAGACAGGCAGUUCCUCCACUACUUCUAUCGGAAAGCCAAAAAGCAGCAUUUUGAUGUGGAACGAUAUAACAAGCUCAAGGAAGACCUAGCAGAGGCAGAAGAAUCCCUGAGGCGUCUGCGCCAACCUCUGCACCUGAGGCUUCCAAUCCAGGAAAUCAAUGACAAGGGCUGACGUUGGUUUUGUAUAUAUUAGAAUUACCCUUUGAAAGCCAAUAUGAACAUUUAGUUACACUAUAGAAACUGGAUAUUUUUGACCACUAUAGUUUUGAAAGUUGCAAUAAAUAUCUAUAAAAAGUA
Apus apus (common swift) is the source of this 1367-nucleotide messenger RNA. RefSeq names its product mitochondrial calcium uniporter dominant negative subunit beta (gene MCUB). Gene Ontology annotation, cellular component: mitochondrial inner membrane; uniplex complex. Gene Ontology annotation, molecular function: calcium channel inhibitor activity. Bases 217 to 1242 code for a protein of 341 amino acids. Gene Ontology annotation, biological process: mitochondrial calcium ion homeostasis; calcium import into the mitochondrion. The record is from RefSeq and is a predicted model, not a curated record. The transcript is spliced from 8 exons. NCBI's taxonomy places the organism in Eukaryota, Metazoa, Chordata, Aves, Apodiformes, Apodidae.